Halteromyces radiatus is the source of this 1215-nucleotide messenger RNA. RefSeq lists its product as uncharacterized. Gene Ontology annotation, molecular function: transcription corepressor activity. Gene Ontology annotation, biological process: negative regulation of transcription by RNA polymerase II; DNA repair; chromatin remodeling. Gene Ontology annotation, cellular component: NuA4 histone acetyltransferase complex; Swr1 complex; nucleus. The transcript is spliced from 10 exons. The coding region runs from base 19 to 1131 and encodes 370 amino acids. The record is from RefSeq and is a predicted model, not a curated record. NCBI's taxonomy places the organism in Eukaryota, Fungi, Mucoromycota, Mucoromycetes, Mucorales, Cunninghamellaceae.
UUUUAUUUCGUCAAAGACAUGAGUGGAUCCGAUAUUCGUGACAUUUUAGAACUUGGAAAGCGUAGCGAUGUACCACAACAACGGAAAACGAAACCAGCAAUUGAAAAAAGACCGGAGGGAUUUAAUAGAGAAAUAUUCUCAUUGACGGGAGGAAUUACACCAGAAGCUUUUUCUCAGCCAACAUAUAAAGCCAAGUUUAACCUAAAAAAGAAAGCAACACCAUGGGUAUUACAAUCAUUCCAAAAUCCAGCAAGAACAGAUGAAUUAGAACUACAGCAUUGGAUCAAGGGAAGUGAAGCUAAUCGAAAAGGCUAUCCUUUUGCAAGAUUUGAUAAACAAGCAGGUAUCUUACAAUAUACUGAUAAGGAUUAUGACAAACAUCUCAAAGAUCCAACGUGGACAAAAGAUGAAACAGAUUAUUUAAUGGAUCUUUGCAAACGAUAUGAACUUCGAUUUCCUGUGAUAGCCGAUCGAUACCAAUAUGAUCCUCACCGAUUACGAUCCAUUGAUGAUAUUAAAGAACGAUAUUAUGGUAUACAACAUACAUUACACAAAAUUCAGGGCAAACCAGUACCACCAGUAUUUGAUAAGACGAAAGAAUUGGAAAGAAAACAUGCUCUAGGGGUAUUAUUUCAUCGUAGCAAAGAAAGUCAAGAAGAGGAGGCUGAAUUAUUGGUACAAGUCAAUCGAAUUGAACAGAAUCAAAAUCAAUUAGCCAAGGAACGCGAAAAUCUACAAGAAUUAUUACAACAACAUCAUUUAUCGACUAUACCCAGCAAUAAGAAAGCUAGCAAUAAUGUAGAUUUCAGUAAAGAAAAGAAGCGAAAAAGGAAAGCAACAAGUGAUAACAAGGAUAUCAAUAUGGAUGAAAUAGAAGCAGAAAAAAUAGGAAAAAUGUCAUCUGGUGUCUAUGUACGAAGUCAAAAGCUACCCAUUCUUAAAUCAAGUCUCCAACCGAAAGUAUCAAAGGUGUUAAAUGAACUUUCCAUAGGUACUAGACCCGUGAUGCCAACAGCACUAGUUUGUGAUAGAUUUGAAAAAUUGGAGAAUUCAAUAGUGACCUUAUUUGAACUCAAGAAAGUGGUAGACAAGAUGGAAAUAGAACAUAGGAUUACAAAGGAACAAGUCUAGCAUAAUGAAUAUAGUUAGAUGAUACGUAUGUGUUACCAUCAAUGUUUAUUAGCAAGAAAUAAAGGAUUGAUGUCUGUGUUGUUA